AUGGGUAAAUACUGCAAAUUGAGCUUUACUCUUGAGGAGAUAAGGGCUGGAAAUGAAGAGGAGAUUGCCUAUCUAUGCCUUGUCCUCCUCCACUGUAUGUACAUCUCAAAAAGGGUUCCAUCACUAAUGAAGACAGCCCUUUCACUCCCUGAAGAUGUUCAAGAAAUCUUAUAUUGCUUACUCAAUGGCUUGCUGAAGGAAAGCUCUGCCAUAAAUCGAGAAGACCUUCAAAAUGCACUUGAUCGCCUUGACAAUGGCAAUCGGGAUUGCCAAAGCCAACCAGGCAGCUUUUGUACACCUGUUCAAGGAAAUGAGGAAGUUUUCAGCUCUACUCCAAGAAUGAAGCCUUUUCAUCAGUUCUUUCAGUCCCCAAUUGUAAGAGAGAAGCAGAUGCUUGAGGAAAAAGCAAGAAAAAUGAAAGUCUUGGAGAACCAGCUGGAAGCAGAAAAGAUGGAGAAAGAAGACCUGAAUGAAGAAUUCCAAAAGAUAAUGGCAGAAAGUAGAACUAAAGAUGAAAGAAUCUCCCGUUUGGAGGUUCAAGCUCUCAAGUUGCAGCGUAUACAGGAAGAAAUGGAACAGAAACUAAAGGAAGUAAACAAUGGAACAUGUCAAGGGAGUCAGGAAGAGAUCAUCCACCUGAGGAGCCAAGCCCAUGGGCUAAAAAUAGAUUUAAAUUUUUACAAGGAAGAGUUCAAGACCGUGAGUGAUGAAAGGAAUCAGUAUCUGGAGAAGGUCAAGGUAUUGGAAACUUCCCUGAAAAAGCUAAAGGAAGAAUUAUCAGGAAGAGUGGAGUUAGAAGUGGAGAAUGAAGAGCUUAAACUGAAAGUUGAAGCCCUGGUAGAUUCCCACAAGGCCUUGGAAAUCCGUUGUGAGGAACUCACCUCUUUCAUAGAACAGAUGCGAGGAGCAGGGAGGACUGCCUGCUUACCUCCAGAAACACUGGAAUGUGUUAUUGAUAAACUUCUGCAAGAGAAAACACAAGAGUUAGAAGAACUUCAACAGUGCUAUGAGAAGUUGAAAGGCCAAAGGGCCAGUGAAUGUGAAGAAUGGGCCAAAACUAAAUCUAGCUGGGAAGCAAAAGUUGCAAAUGUCACAGAAGAAAAGAACAGGACUGUCUUGAAACUACAAGCUGUGGAAGAAAACUUGAAUGUCCAAGAGACCAAGUGCUGGCAGAUGCAGAAGGACAUGCAAAGCUUACAGCAUAAACUUCAUUCUCUUCAAGAGGAGUUUGGCACAAUGAAGGAGGAAAAUGCAAAGCUAGGAGAAGAAAAGGAAAAGCAGAGCAUGGAAGUGACACAUCUGCACUCAUGUUUAAACAACAUUACGAGUGAACGGGAUCAUCUCCAGUCAGUCCUUAAUGAGAAGUGUGAACAGGAGAAACUGGUAAAGGACAAGAUAGAUUCACUUGACAACAAAAUCCUGGAAUUGCAGGACAUCGUAUGCUAUAAAGAUGAGUUACUGGAAUCAACAGAGAGGAAGUACAAGGAGCAGGUUUUCAGAUUUGAAGGAAAACUCAAGGAGAAGGAGAGUCAGUUACUUGAGGGAGAGAAGAAGUUUCAAGAAAUGGAGAAGAAUCUCCAGCACUCAAUGAGCAUUCACAAGGAACUAAAGUCCACAAUUAUCCAAUUGGAAGAUAUGAAGUCCCAUCAUAUGGCAGUCAUGAAGGGCCUUCAAGAAAACCUUGAGGGAUGUAUACAUCAAAUGGAUGCAUUGCAGCAGGAGAAAAAGGAGAAAGAAGUUGCAGUUGCUGAAAAAAUUCAAAUUAUUCAGAACCUAGAAAUAGAGGUGAAGGCAAUGGAAGUCAAAUUCAUGAAGUUGGAGGAAGUUCAAGAUCAACUGCAGUCUGAGAAGUUGAAGGUGGAGGAACUUAAUAAACAGCAGUGUAUUGCACUAGAAAAUCUUCAAAAAGAACUGCAUGAUGAAAUGCAUCAAAUGCAGGAAUUAAAAAGUGUUCUCAGUGAAAAGGAAGCCAUCAUCACUUUGAAGACUGAAGAGGUCUCUGGAGUCACAUCACAGCUUCAUCAAAAAGAGAUUAAAUGCCAAGAGUAUGAAGAAUGCCAAAAGGAUCUUCAGUCACAAAUUAUGGGGCUUCAAGAAUCUGAGAGUAAGCUGAGCAUGGCAGUUGCUAAAUUGGAGCAGAACUUUGCUGAAAGUCUGAGAGAGAAAGAAAUAUGUCAGAGAGAGUUGGAAAAGAAUGAAGUUGUGAUUAAUAAACAAAUUGAACAGAUCCAUUUAGCUGAGAAGCAAAUACAAAUAACAGAAGAGGAAUGUCUUAGGCUAGCAAAAAUACAGGAAGAACUUGAGGUGCAACUCAGGAAGCUGGUAGAAAAACACAAAAGUCAAGGUCUUGUCUUGGUUGAUGCUCAAAAUAAUCUUCAAGAACAUAUCCUUAAGGUGGAACAGUUGACCCAAGAACUGGAGCAGAAGAAUGUUGUAAUUCAAGAGAAGUUAACUGAGGUCACUGACUUGCAAGAGUCUGUUCAUAGAAUGAGGUCAACACUUGAGGAGACAGAAAGCAUCCAUAAAAAAGAAAAUGACUGUGUGCAAAAAGAGAUUGAGGAGAGGUCCUUUUUGAAUUUGAAACUGGAGCAACAAUUGGAAGAAACGAAAAAUGUCAUCUGUCAGAAGAAUGAGCAAAUUUCAAUUUUAGAACAGAACCUCCUGUUGAAAGAUCAAGAACUUCAUGUGCUCCAAGAGGAAAUAAAGGACAGCAACCAGAAAUUGAAAGAUCUACAGCAACAGAUACAGGAGAAAGAAACCCUCAUCACUCACACAUAUGAGGAGAUUUGUGAUAGUCAAACAAUGUUGCAAGGAGCAAGGGAUGCAGUUGGUAAGCUUGAGGCAGAGAAGUCUGCAUUGGAGGAAGCCAGAAAGGAACAGGACGAAGAUAAGAACAUCAUGAAAGACCAGUUACAGGAGAAUUUGAAUGAAAUCCUGGCAUUGAAGCAGCAGGUUGAGGAGAAAGAGCAUAUUAUCAACCAGAAGAAUGAUGAAAUUCACCAGACUGAGGAGGAGCUUCAUGAGAUCAAAUCACAAAUGGAGCAACUCAAAACUCAAUACCAAACUCUUGAAAAAGAAAUUAAUUGCAGAGAUACCCAAGUGCAGCUCUGGGAGCAACAACUUGAAGAAAAGCAAAAUUUCAUCAGUCAGAAGGAUGAGAAGAUCUCUGCCCUAGAACAGGACCUUCUGUUGAAAGAUCAAGAAUUCCAUGUGCUCCAGGAGAAAGUGGAUGACAGCAACCAGCAGUUGAAAGAUCUAUGCCAGCAGAUGCAAGAAAAGGAAACCAUCAUCAGUCAAAAGCAUGAGGAGAUUUGUGCCAGUCAAGUAAAGCUGCAAGAAGCUAAGGAUGCAGUUGUUAAGCUUGAGGCAGAGAAGUCUGUAUUGGAAAAAGCCAGAAAGAGACAGGAUGAUGACCUUAUCACUGUGGAAGACCAAUUGCAUGAGCAUUUGAAUCAAUUGCAGACAUUUGAACUGCGAGUUGAGGAGAAAGAGAAUAUCAUCAACCAGAAGAAUGAUGAAAUUCACCAGACUGAGGAGGAGCUUCAUGAGAUCAAAUCACAAAUGGAGCAACUCAAAACUCAAUACCAAACUCUUGAAAAAGAAAUUAAUUGCAGAGAUGCCAAAGUGCAACUCCUGAAACAACAGUUGCAUGAGAAGGAGAAUCUUGCAAAUCAGAAAAAUGAUGAAGUAUGUGUCAUGACAGAGAAACUCUGCACUGCUGAGUCUGCAUUGAAUGAAAUAAGAAAUAAGUAUGAUGCUGUUAAUAAGCAGCUGCAGUCUAACAUUACUCAGUUGAAGGAAUUGAAACAACAAACUGAAGAAAAAGGUGCCCUCACAGUUAAGAAGAUUGAGGAUUUCACAUCUCUCCAAGAUGAAGUGUGUGCUCUUCGAGUCAUAAAAGCAGAGAGUGACUCUCAACUGAAAGAAAUGAAUGGGUACUUGAGCAAUAUGAUGCAGAUCCUGUGCGCAGAGCUGCCAGAUAUUGUACAAGGAAUGCCAGAAACUGAAGUUGAGAGCAUUGAACAGUUUGCAGCCAGUAAAGAACUAGAAGUCACCUCAGCCAUGCACAAACUGCAAACAAUCCUGGCCAAGAUUAUCAGUGAAUUCCAUGCAAAAAUUAAAACCAUGGGAGAUGUGCAGACAACCCUGACAGAGGAAAAAGCCACAAUCCAGGAAAAGUUGAAUGACUUGGAGAAGGAAAAACGUUUGUAUGAGGAAGCUGUUGUUUUAUCUUACCAAAAGCUCACAAGCAUGAUGCAUAAUUUGGUGUCAGCAGGACGGGACAGCCUUGGAGCAGCCCUCGAAGAGAGUACUAGUGUGAAGGAUUCUUUUGCAUCGUUUGAAGCUUCUCUCCAAGAACUCGUGUCUACUCUCUAUGACAUGGGAGCAUCUUUGCUUUCCUGUAACAAGUCUCUUCUCAACUCCUCAGAGGAGAAUUUCCAGAAAUUAGCAUCAGCCCUGUCUCAGAUGCAGUCUCAGUAUCAAUCAGCUCAUGAAGAGAUUGACCUCCUGAAGAAUGAGUUGGCAGAGUCUAGAAGGCAACUAGAUCUAGCUAGAGAAGAGGUCUGUAAUCUCCGGAACACCCUCGAAGCUGAUCGUAAUGCUUAUGAAGAAGAGAGAGAAGAAUUGGUCAACAUGAACUAUGAGUUGAAACAGAAACUCCAAGGGGAGAAGGAUGACUUUGAAAACCUGUGUAACAACUUGGAAGUUGAAAACAGCAACCUGAAUGAGCAAGUCAAGGACUUGGAGACCUCUCAGGCCGAGCUUCUAUCAGAAUUUGAGAAAUCAACAGUAGAAUUAUCCAAACUUCAGGAAUUGCAAGAAAAGGUGUCAUCCCUUGAAGCAGAAAAUAUCAUGAUGUCAGAAAAACUCAAAGAACUUGAAGCUUCUAAGAAAAAUGAGGAUGUAAAGGAAGAUGAGUUGAAGGCCAAAGUGUCCACCCUGGAGAAGGAAGUCAAGAAACUGGUCAAGACUGGAGACAGCCUAAAACAUGAUUGUGAGACCCUGAGAGCAGAACUCUCUGAGAAGGAGACACAGUUGGAAAAUACCCACAGCAAUGCAAUGAAGUACCAGGAGAGGAUGGAGCAACUGCAAGUGGAUUUAGAGCGUUUUAAGAGGCAAAAAGUACAUACUGACUCUGACAUUGUUGACCUGGAGAGAAAAAAGAUUGAACUAGAAAUGAAAAUUAUGGACCUGGAGAAUAAACACCUUGAGAAACUCUACCAGGCAAAGAAUGAAAUGAAAUCCAUCUUCAAGUCAGAGGUUGAGAAAGUGUCUGCCAUGUGUGAGGAGGUGAAGAGAGAAAAGGAUCAGCUGUCAGCUAAAUAUGAAGCAUCCAAGAAGAAACUGGCUGAGCUGAGCAGACACCUGCAGCAACAGGAGUCAAAAUAUGAAGAAUUUCUCAAUGAGCGGCAGAAAAUUGGUGAAGCAUAUGAGGCCAAGAGAUCAAUGCUACAGGAAGCCAAAAAUACGUUGGAUAGGGAGAAGACAUGUAGAAAAAAAGCUGAAGUCAAGGUGGAGCUUCUUGAAAAGGAGCAAGUUCCUCUCCUGGAGAAGAUAAGGGGACUAGAAAUUUCACUGAAAAGAGAAGUGGCAGCAAGAAGGAGUGCAGAAGUCCAAACUAAAUAUGCAGAGGAUCAGCUUCGAAAGUUGCAAAAACAGCUUGAUGGCCAGCCACCAAUUCGCAAAACCCAAAGUGAGACCAAUUCUGGAAGAGGCGUGAGAAGGAGAGCUGAAUCCAUCAACAGUCCACCCACAGAAAAUAUUUAUGAGACUAUUCAAGAAUGUGAAGGGCAAUACCAAUCUUCAAGAAGCCUACAUUUCACAAGAGGUGCAAGUGUAUCUGCUGAAUAUGUCAAUCUUGGAAACAGGGCAAAUCAAGAAGUCUUCAAAGUCCCAAGAGCUCCUGCAGGCUCUACAACUUCACUAGCAUCCUCAUCCUCAUCCUCCUCCUCCUUCCAUCAUCGUUCUGUGCCUCUUGGCACUGAAGGGAGAGGCCACGAAGACACUUGCAGUCGUAUGAGCGAACUCUCCCGCCGAAACACUCUGUAUCUUCCACACAUGAAGAGCUCCUACCCCUGUGAGACUCAGUUCAUCGAACCAACGCACUUCACAGAACAUGAACUCAAGGCUGGGGUUAACUUUGAAGAGACCUCAAUCGGAAAAUUGGUGAAGAGUGCAGAAGAUCUCCAGCUUGAUUCUCCGGCCGAAAACACUCGCAGCAAGACAAGACACACGUUGCUAGCAGUAACUCCACUCAAGGGUGGUCGAUAUCUACUACACACGAGCCAAGAAUCACCUCUCACGGACAGUCCAGCCUUUAGCACCCGGAAGAGGAAGUCUCCUGACAGUGUCCGAAGCUUUGGCAGCCUGAAUGACAGCACUAGCAGCCGGAAGAAAGUUUCCAAACUCGUCUCACAGCAGACAACGUACCAGAGACCGGGACCUCCAACACCUGGCAAAUACUCGAGUUCCCAGAAGCCCAUGGAAUCUGACACUCCAUCUUCAGUUUCUUCAACUGGGAGCAGGUCCCGCUUCAUGCCCAAGACUCCAGCUAGUAUUCAUCGUCUUCUAGGACAUCAUAGAUCCAAGAAUGGGAACCCCAAGACCCCGAAACGAAAGAAGCAAAUCGAGGCAGAGAACACUCCUCCCACAGAUGUCACUCAGCAGGUGGAGCGAAAAAACACUGCUUUUACUAUAGGAUUUUCCCCAAAACAAUCGAAACCUUCAAGGAAACCUCCUCAGUCACCACCUCACAUUUCUACCAAGCAGAAGGUACCCAAAACAUCUACACAAACAACCACCCGCAGAGGAUUUCGUGCACCCUUUUCCAAUCGAAGCAACAUGGUGAAGAAAUGA
This is a messenger RNA of Darwinula stevensoni, 6858 nucleotides long. Lineage: Eukaryota; Metazoa; Arthropoda; Ostracoda; Podocopida; Darwinulidae. The record is from the annotation of a GenBank genome assembly.